Messenger RNA from Rattus norvegicus (Norway rat), 3628 nucleotides. The record is from RefSeq and is a predicted model, not a curated record. NCBI's taxonomy places the organism in Eukaryota, Metazoa, Chordata, Mammalia, Rodentia, Muridae.
UUGUUGCAGCCACGUGGUCAUAGGAGUGGGCUGGGUUUCUGAGAUCAGAUGGGUGGUUAGCAGAGAGGAGCUAGGCAAUGAACAAACCAAGCCAAGAUUCCUACAUGCAGAGCAUGUGUGCAGGCUCAGGCCCAGGCUCUCGUGCACUUAGAACUGCUGGGAUGUUGAGAUUGGGCUGGGGGGUGGCAGUUCAGUUGGUAAGGUGUUUGUUGCACAGGCAUCAGCUUGAUCCCCAGGGACAGGAAAAAAUGUUGCCGUGGUUGUGUAUGCUUAUAACCACAAGGCUAGUAGGAAGAAUAGGCAGAUGCCAGCCCAGUCCACUAGUCCAGUUGGUGAACCCUAAGUCGUAGUAAGAGAGCAUCUCAAUAAAAAAAAAAAAAAAAGGUAGGUGGUUGUCAAGAAACAGCACCACUUCCAGCUUCUGCACUGUGCACACCCACCCAUCCCGCGCUCACCCUCACUACACAAGGACACCAAGGAGAUGAGGUGGAAUAGUCACGAAGACCACAUGAGAUUUAGUAACUCCUCUGCUUCAUUAAUAGUCCAUCUUCCCUUCCUCAAAGCCAUUCCCACUUCAUUCUAAAUCCCCACUUUAAUCAUGCUCAAAAAGCAUCUUCUGCUAGGCAUAGUGGAGCACACCCUUAAUCCCAGCACCCAAAAGGCAGAGGAGGAUUUCUGGCCAGCCUGGUUUACACAGCGAGCUCCAGCCAAUGGACAGCCAAUGCUACCUGAAGAGACCCUGUCUCAAAAAACAUACUAACUGAACAAGCAGAUGUUAAAACAUACUAACUGAACAAGCAGAUGUUAAAACAUACUAACUGAACAAGCAGAUGUUAAAACAUACUAACUGAACAAGCAGAUGUUAAAACAUACUAACUGAACAAGCUCGUGUUAAAACAUACUAACUGAACAGGCUGGUGUUAAAACAUACUAACUGAACAGGCUGGUGUUAAAGCAGCUACUGCUCUUCACUUCUCACAGAUGGUGAUGUCUCUUCCCAACUGUCCAAGUCUUAUCUAUUGGGUUCAGCAGCCCAUGAACUGUUUCUGUUAAGCCCAUCUGUGUUCUCAAACAGCCCCUUCACUGUUCCUCAUUCUCUGCUGAAAUAGAAGCCAGGAGUCAUGCUAAACCUGUCUCUCAACCAUUGUAAGAAACAGUUUUCAACAUCUCUCAAGUUAGAAUAUAGCUUAGAAUCAUUAGACAAGUUGAAUUUUAAUUAGUAGCAUUUUAUUUCUAUUUUAGAGUCAUUCAGAAUUAUAUCGUGUCUCCCAGCAUGGGUACCAAGAGCCAGAAUUUGCCGUGCCAGCUUAAGGUGGCGCUCAGUUGGUACUUGCUGUGAAGGGGGAUCAUUACAUAACAUGCACCAGACCACAGUAGCUUCAUGUCAUGAAAGUCAUGAAGGAGACUAGGGAGGUGGCUUAGUGGGCAGAAGUGCUGUGCAAGCCUGACAACUGUAACUGUAGGAUGCAGUCAUGUGGGUAGUCUGUAAGCCAAGCACACAACAGGAAGUAGGAGGGCAGAGACUGAAUCUCCAGAAGCUAACAGGCCAGCUAGCCUGGGAUACCCAGCAACCAAGAAACCAUGACUCCAGCAAGGUAGAAAGGCAAAGAUCAAUACCCCAGCAGUUGUAACAGCACGAGAGCCUAGGCCUGAGCCUGCACCCCUACUUUGCAUGGAACCUGUAUAUGGAUUCACUCCUUUGAUGGAAGCAGCUGCCGCUGGCCAUGAGAUAAUUGUGCAGUAUUUUCUGAAUCAUGGAGUCAAAGUGGACACAAGAGACCACAGUGGAGCCACAGCCCGGAUGCUAGCCAAGCAGUAUGGUCACAUGAAGAUUGUGGCUUUGAUGGAAACUCACUCACCUGUACUGCCCAAGAGCCUCUACCGUAGCUCAGAAAACUAUGAAGACCUGAGCUCUUCAGAUGAGUCCUGGCCUGUUCCUCAGCGCCAGAGGCCCUGUCGAAAGAAGGGCCUGAGUAUCCACGAGGGGCCUCGCGCCCUGGCCAGGAUCACAGCUACUGGACUGGGAGGCAAGACUCCGGACAGCUAUGAGCAAGUUCCUCCACGGGGCUAUGUGACCUUCACCAGCAGUGAUGAGAACACCAUGGAAGGCGAGGGCCUCUGCUACCGAGAUGUCACUUCCCCCAUCAAUGAACGCGAUGUGGAGAGCAGUAGCAGCAGCAGCCGGGAGGAACCCACUUUCUGUGCCAGUCUUGGGCCUGUGUGGAGGAGCAGCAGCAGUGAUGGCCUAGCAAGAGCCCAGGGUCUCAGCAGUGAAGCCUCCAUAGAGAGCAAUGAGGAUUCUGAUCACGCCCGCAAAAGCUCGGUUCGUAAACAAACCAGGACUUAUUUGAAGAAUAAGAGUCGUCACAACAACAGUGAUGGUCACUGGCCUUCUAGCACAGGGACUGCUCGCACUCCAGGGUCUGAACCCCAAGCUGAGAAGUCCCCUUACUCAGGACCCCAGGAUCUUGCCACACUGUUGGAACAGAUCGGCUGUCUAAAGUACCUGCAAGUGUUUGAGGAGCAGGAUGUAGACCUGCGUAUCUUUCUGACCCUCACUGAAAGCGACCUGAAGGAAAUUGGCAUCACGUUGUUUGGGCCCAAAAGGAAAAUGACCUCUGCCAUUGCCCGAUGGCACAGUAGUGCCCGCCCACCUAGUGAUGCCCUAGAGCUGGCCUAUGCUGACCGGCUGGAGGCGGAGAUGCAGGAGCUUGCCAUCCAGCUGCACAAAUGCUGUGAGGAGGCAGAGGCUCUGCGUGGCCAAGUCUCCCAGGAGCAGGAAUUGCGGGCUGUAGUAGAGAGCUGCCUCCUGGAGCAGGAUAGUGCCCGAAAGGACAUCCAUGCCCAGCUGCAGGAGGCCCAAACCCUGGCCCAGGAUGCUGCUCUUGUCCUAGACCAGCUGCGGGCCUGUCAAGCUGAGUUGUCAGCUCGAUUGAAGCAGCACCACUCCCCCAGCGAAGCUACCCAAAACCCACCCUUUCUCCCAGCAGAUUCCAAAGGCUGGCCUAUUCCCCUGCAGGCCUUGAGCCUCCCUGAGUUGUCAGGAGCCCUGGAAGACCGUGUCCAUGAGAUGGGCAUUAUGCUCCGUAACGCAGAGCCUGGAGAAACUACAGAUGCUGAAUGGGAAGAAAUGGAGGGAACCAUAGCCAGGAGGGACGGUGAGAGUAUCCACUGCGUGCCCAUGAGUGCCUUGGACCACUUGACCUUCCUGUCCCUUCUUACCAGGUGCUCUCUCCCUCUCUCUUAAACAAAUUUAUUCAGAUUCUGACGUUGGGUGACGAAUCCACCCUGAAGUUAUGUGCCACGCAAGACAGGGCAGUGAGCAGAUGGCUGCGGCAGCCCAGGGAAUAGAAGACCAGCCCAGGGAGCAGCUUGUGGACAGGAGGACAGGACUUCAGUCCUCACUAGGGCAGCUUGGGCCAGCCCUGAGACAGGAUGAAGGGCCUAGCACCCAGAUUCUGGUGGAGAGGCCCAUGCUGGUAGGCAGAGGCAGCUUUGGCUCAGACCAGGCAGGGCCGUAUGGAGAGGCUAAGUCCUGCACAUGUAGGGGCCACACUGAAGUCUGAUUUUACAGUCGAAGUCUGGGGUGCCUAGAAAAUGUACUCUUUGAAAAUAAAAUUAGACGCAA